This is a messenger RNA of Pimephales promelas (fathead minnow), 968 nucleotides long. The record is from RefSeq and is a predicted model, not a curated record. Lineage: Eukaryota; Metazoa; Chordata; Actinopteri; Cypriniformes; Leuciscidae.
UUCUUGCUCCUUGCAGAUUGACACCAUGGAGAACUUGUUCCCUCACUCAGAAGGUCUCACUGCCUGUCCGCUGCUGCUGGUCUCUGAGACCAUCUGUGAGGUGGAAAUUGAGAAAUCUCCUCCUCUCAUUCUUGAACAUGAAAAAGAAAAUGAAGUACUCAUUUAUAACUCUGGAAAACAGGAAACUACAGACUCCUCUGAACCUUUAUCACUGGAGGCAUCCACUGCCGCUGUUACCCCAGAAACAUCAGGCCAGUCCUCAGUGACAUACUCGACCGUUCUCCUCUCCGAUAAGCCUGCUCUCCUUCGAAAGCAGCAGGAGAGUCUGUGCAGCUCCAGCGACGAAGGCAACUUCUCUGCCAACAACUCAGACAUUUCUGGCUCCUUCCCUGGAGGUCUCUGGGACAUGUGCUCGGACAGCACCAAUCCUCGCCAUUCCAGCUCCUACAACUCCGUGGAAGAGUUCUCGGAAACAUCGGAACAAGAUUAUGAAUCAUCGGAAAGCACUGGUGUAGCCAAAGACCUCUACUACCUCAAGAUGAAUGAGGAGGAGAAGCAGGAAGGAGAAGAGGAUAUCGAGGAAGCACAGGAUAGGAAUGAGAUAGUUAUGAGGGUGGACGUCAGGCCUCUUCUAGAAGGCAAAAAAUCCACAGCCGUUGAUUCCAAUAAUGUAUCUCAUAGCAUUCCACUUUAUCUGCCUCAGUUUCGAACCGACUGCAUUAAUCCACCCUGAAAUAAUGAGAACAGCACCACCUGCUUGUAAUGUGGGAUAAUUGUAUUCCUCACUGGAUGAAAGUCCAUAAAAUGCCUCAGUGGUUUUCCUACAGGGCUGCAGGUUUUUUUUUUAAGCUCCAGGCUGAACAAUUUGAGGGAAAAAAAAUUGACUUUGAUUUUGUGAUUUAUACAGUAUGAUUAUAAAAUACAGCAUUACUAUAAAAUUAUAAAUAUUAUUAUAAUUUUUCAUUAAG